AGCUCCACCGCCAUUUCCUCCCGGCUGCCGACCGCCUCCUCCGGCCCCGCCCCGCCCGCUGCAGCCCGCGUGCUCGGGAAAAUGCCCAAGAAAGGAGGGAAGCAUGCUGACAUGGGAAAGGACACGCAGGCGCAGUGUAAACGAGCAAAGGUGGAAGCAGCUUGUUCUCCGUCGCUCAUGAGUUUCCAGAGCCCAGACUGCCUCUUCGGAAGCUUGAUCUCUCCCGUCAAACCAGACACCUUUUUCAGGGAAUAUUGGGAGCAAAAGCCACUGCUGGUUCAGAGAAAUGAUCCUUUGCUGGCUGCUUACUACCAGUCACUGUUUCAGCUGUCAGAUCUGAAGGAGCUGUGCCUCCAGGGUUUGUACUAUGGCCGGGAUGUAAAUGUCUGCAGGUGUGUGAGCGGGAAAAAGAAAGUUUUAAAUAAAGAAGGCAAAGUGAAUUACAUGCAGCUGAAGAAGGAUUUUGACCAGAAAAAGGCAACAAUACAAUUUCAUCAACCUCAGAGAUUUAAGGAGGAGCUGUGGAAGAUUCAGGAGAAGCUGGAAUGCUACUUUGGGUCUCUGGUUGGGUCCAAUGUUUACAUUACUCCCCAGGGGUCACAGGGCCUUCCUCCUCACUAUGAUGAUGUUGAGGUGUUUGUUCUUCAGCUAGAAGGAGAGAAGCAUUGGCGACUCUAUAAACCAACGGUGCCCUUAGCUCGGGAGUAUAGCGUUGAACCAGAACACAGGAUUGGGAGUCCCACACAUGAAUUCACAUUAAAGCCAGGUGACUUACUGUACUUCCCAAGAGGGACUAUUCACCAAGCUGACACUCCACUUGGGAUAUCCCAUUCUACACAUGUGACCAUCAGUACCUACCAGAACAACUCUUGGGGAGAUUUCUUGCUGGAUGCAAUUCCUGGCCUGGUGUUUGAGACAGCAAAAGAAGAUGUGGCGCUGCGCACAAGCAUCCCAAGGCAGCUGCUUAUGCAGGUGGAUGUAGGUGACUCGACAGAGAAACUGAGCAGCCUCCUGCGAAGGCUUGCAGACCGGCUGGAGAGCAGCAGAGAGCUGAGGGCGUCGCACAUGAAGAAGGACUUCAUUACGCACCGCCUGCCGCCUUGCCUGGGACCCCACUCUGAGCAUUUGACUCCAGGUAGACACUUUUUUCUUUUCUUAGGUGGAAAGCUGCCAAAGAUAGAUAGCAAAAUCAGGCUGCAGUUUAGAGACCAUGCCAUCAUUACAGUGGAGCCAGAUCAAGAGGGUUCUGAUGAAAUUCGCAGAGAGAUGGUUUAUGUGUAUCAUUCUUUGAGAAACAGGAGAGAAACUCACAUGAUGGGGACAGAAGAUGAUACUAGUGAGGAAGGCACAGUACAGACUCAUGGACUGCGGUUUCCUUUGUCAUACUUGGAUGCCCUGAAGCAGAUCUGGAGUGGCAGCACAGUUAAUGUUAAAGAGCUUAACCUUAUCUCAGAUGAAGAGAAAGAAAACCUUGCUUUGUCCCUAUGGACCGAAUGUCUAAUUGAAGUUAUUUGAUGCUUUUAUGAAUGAGCUGUUCCUGUAAGUAAUAUUUCUGGACAUUAAGAAUCUCUGGAGAGAAAGGCUUAUUAAAUUAC
Messenger RNA from Dryobates pubescens (Downy woodpecker), 1595 nucleotides. RefSeq names its product ribosomal oxygenase 2 (gene RIOX2). Gene Ontology annotation, cellular component: nucleolus. Bases 82 to 1515 code for a protein of 477 amino acids. NCBI's taxonomy places the organism in Eukaryota, Metazoa, Chordata, Aves, Piciformes, Picidae. The record is from RefSeq and is a predicted model, not a curated record. Gene Ontology annotation, molecular function: histone H3K36 demethylase activity; histone H3K4 demethylase activity. The transcript has 10 exons.